Messenger RNA from Ornithodoros turicata, 1530 nucleotides. Its product is annotated as venom protease-like. The record is from RefSeq and is a predicted model, not a curated record. Gene Ontology annotation, biological process: proteolysis. The transcript has 9 exons. Gene Ontology annotation, molecular function: serine-type endopeptidase activity. NCBI's taxonomy places the organism in Eukaryota, Metazoa, Arthropoda, Arachnida, Ixodida, Argasidae. Bases 246 to 1436 code for a protein of 396 amino acids.
ACAUGACGAAGGCCGUGGAAGGGAAAACACUCGCGACGCUUCCAUCGUCAGCUGCACUGGAAACUCCCAACCCGUCUCCCCAUGCACGCUGGACUUCUUCAUGAGCCGAAAAAAAAAAUGAUGUUCCUUGACGCGUGCUCGAAGCUCUGUUGUGUGUUGACCUGCUGUAGAGAGUUUUGAAGUGUGUCAGGUAGCUUCCUCACAUUGCUUGGAUCCAUAUUCGGAAUAUCAGCUUGCUUCCAAAGAUGCGACAGACAGCUGUAUUUCUGAGCUUAUUUGCUCUGGUCCUGAGCGGUACAGCGCAGCAUACAGCAUCCAACUGCAAGACGCCAUUCAAUGAACCUGGUUCCUGUAUACUGCACAACCAAUGUGCAACACUAAGCAGCAUAAAGGAUCUCUCCAUAUUACGUCAAUACAUAUGCGGCUAUCGGCGCCAGCAACCAAAGCUCUGUUGUCCGCCAACAUCGCAAGAAGACAAGCCAUUCGACCAGCUAGUGAGACCCACGCCGCCCGUGGAUGAUGUUCCUGAGACUCCUGAACCAACGUCUUCUACUCGAAAGCCUAUCAUUGGCUCCAGAGGAUCGGGAGACUCUGGUGCCAACAUUACACCCCUUGGUAACAAUCAGCCACCUCCUGGGUACCCCAGUAAUCUGCCUGCCGGUUGUGGCAUCAGCAACGUCAGCACCUCAAGGAUUGUAGGCGGGAAAGUGGCUGAGCCCGGAGCAUGGCCAUGGAUGGCAGCCAUAUACUUGAAGACAGGCGGUGACGAGAAGGUCAGCUGCGGAGGUGCGCUUGUGUCCGAACGUCACGUGGUCACGGCUGCACACUGUGUCGCUAUUGGUGCCAGAGCGAGAUCGUUACACCCUCGUUACUUGAGUGUCCGUCUUGGUGACCAUGAUCUGUCAACCCUCGAUGACAACACAGCGCCGGUCGAUGUGGACGUGGCGUCCAUCACCAGGCACCCCAAUUACGACCCUCGACGUUUCACCGGCGACAUCGCGGUUCUCAAACUGGCAACGCCUGUCACCUUCAAUCAGUAUGUGAGGCCCUUGUGUCUGCCUUUCGGAGACCUGGAAGAGAAGGACAUUUCUGGUUACCACGGAUUUAUCGUCGGAUGGGGAGCUACCAAAUUCGAGGGCAGCGGCGCUGACCUUCUUCGCGAGGCUCAAGUACCCAUCUGGAAAGAGGAGGAAUGCCGCAAAGCCUAUGAACGCCAUCUUCCCAUAGCUAAGUCACAGAUGUGUGCAGGCGACGGCCGUGGCAAGAAGGAUACUUGCCAGGGUGAUUCCGGAGGCCCAUUUGUCCUUCCUCAUGAAAGCCGCUUCUACCUAAUUGGCGUCGUCUCAUCAGGUAAAGACUGUGCAACACCGGGAUUCCCGGGCAUUUACACUCGAGUGACCAGCUUUCUGGACUGGCUCAAGAACGCACUCAAGUGAUUGCAUUCGAUAACCUUCUACCUCAUUCGAUGACCGCAAUUUGAUUUUGGUGCCAUGACAUUUCGGUUUCACUAAAUAAAAGGAAAGUUCUUUU